UGUAUUUCCAGUCCUGGACAUUCUAAGGCUGGCUGUGCGCCACCCGCAGGUCAAUGAGAGCCUGUGCGGUGAGGCGGAGGGCGUCCAGCUGUGCAACCAUCUCCUGAGCCUGAUGAGGCCCGAGGGCCGCGCAGCCAAUCAGAUGCUGGCGCUGCGGAUCCUGUGCAACUGCUUCAGCAGCAGCCACGGCCAAGCCCUCCUCAUGGCCCAGCGCGAAGCCGUCCUGUCGCGGGCGGCCGACUUGGCCGCCGUCUGCAAUAAGAACAUACACAUUGCUCUGGCCACUCUGGUGCUGAACUACGCCGGCUGUCUGCACAACCAACCCGAUCUGGAGGCCAAAGCCCAAUGCCUGUCCGUGGCCAGCCGAGCUCUGGAGACCGUUCAGGACAAGGAAGCUGUGUUUAGGCUGCUGGUCGCGCUGGGAACCACCGUGGCCUCCGACCAAACGGCCCAGGACUUGGCCCGCUCCCUGGGGGUCAAUGCACAAAUUUCCCGGUACUCAUCCGUAUCCGAUCCCUCCAAGCUCGGCGAGUGUUGUCAACUGGUUUUAAAAGAACUGCAAUGACAAUCUUACGGAAAAUCCCUUUCUGACGACGACGAUGAGCUUUUUUGCUGAUCGCUGUUUGGUGGAAACAUUGACCUGUAUGUUUGACAAUAAAUAAAAGGACACCUUCC
Molecule: messenger RNA, 675 nt
Organism: Hippocampus comes (tiger tail seahorse)
Lineage: Eukaryota; Metazoa; Chordata; Actinopteri; Syngnathiformes; Syngnathidae
Product: phospholipase A-2-activating protein-like
Exons: 1
Coding region: 113-565 (150 amino acids)
Source: RefSeq, a predicted model, not a curated record